This is a messenger RNA of Arabis nemorensis, 642 nucleotides long. NCBI's taxonomy places the organism in Eukaryota, Viridiplantae, Streptophyta, Magnoliopsida, Brassicales, Brassicaceae. The record is from the annotation of a GenBank genome assembly.
AUGGAGACCGGAGGAGUGAUCAUAAAGAACGAUGUGUAUAUGCAUAGAAGAUAUUGGGCAAUAACAUUGCUUUUGUCCAUAGCUGUUAUGGUAAUAUCUCUAGUCAUAUUUUGCCUGACUGGAAAACCAAACAAUAUGGAAGACUCAAUAGCAUUUGGAGUAAUAGUCACUGCCAGGGUUACUAUAGCACUAUAUACAUCACUCGGAGCGAUGGUUAUGUAUUUUGAUCCUCCUCUUCCUCCUAAAGACUCACCUCCAAAGAUUAGUCCGGACCAGAGAGCGGCUUAUGAGGUGUUAUGUGUCGUGUUACUUUGCGUUGUAACGCUCAUGUUAGGAAAAAUGGUGGAAGUUUUCUUCUUUACUAUGUCCUUCAUCAUUGCCUCGAUUGCACUUCACCAACUUUUUCAUCCGACGAUUGAUGACCAUGACGAUGACUUUGACAUGAUGGUGAACCAUUUGAGUUUCAUCAUUAGCUUAGGGAUAGUAACGGGAUUAGUCUGUUUAAUUCCCAAUUUGUUCGUCUUCCUUGGAUGGUUCUCUAUAUUUGUCUUGACCUACGUUUAUAUUUUAAGAUUUAAUUUCCCUGACAAGACCAUUGUUGAAGUGCUUGCCAUGGUAUCUGAGUUUUUAGAUCUUAAAUAA